Molecule: messenger RNA, 1122 nt
Organism: Ruditapes philippinarum (Manila clam)
Lineage: Eukaryota; Metazoa; Mollusca; Bivalvia; Venerida; Veneridae
Exons: 6
Coding region: 70-921 (283 amino acids)
Source: RefSeq, a predicted model, not a curated record
CAACGUCAAUGAUUGGUCAAUAGUACUAUUGAAAACACGCCUACUUCAAAAUGUAAACAUUGCCUGAAAAUGGACGCGAGUUGUACGGCAUGGUUGAAAAUAUUUCGCAGAUUUAGAGGAAAUAUUGUCGGAAUGAUUCACUUAUCAGCGUGUCCUGGAACACCCAGAUAUCAAGGGUCUGUGAGGAAAAUUAUAGAGAAGGCUGAGUAUGAAGCCAAAAUAUAUAAGGAGGCUGGUGUGGACAGUGUAUUGGUGGAGAAUAUGCACGAUAUCCCGUACCUCCACACACAGGAAGUUGGACCGGAAGUUGUAUCUACUAUGACUAGGGCGUGUUCCAGGGUUAGACAAGUGUUUGAUACAGGACCAGUGGGUGUCCAGAUACUGGCAGGUGCAAAUAAACAAGGUUUAGCCGUGGCUGUGGCAGCAGAGCUGGAUUAUAUUCGGGCUGAAGGAUUUGUGUUUAGUCACGUGGCUGACGAGGGUUUAAUGAACGCAUGUGCAGGUCCCUUGUUGAGAUAUCGCAAAAUGAUCGGUGCAGAACAUAUACAAGUAUUUACAGAUAUCAAAAAGAAGCACAGUGCCCACAGUAUAACAUCUGAUGUAAGUAUAGAAGAUACAGCACAGGCUGCCCAGUAUUUUCUUACUGAUGGUGUUAUUCUCACAGGAAGUUCCACUGGUCUACCAGUAAAUCAUCAGGAACUUGAAGUCGUGCAGAAGUCGGUGGAUAUACCGGUGCUGAUAGGUUCCGGGGUGACGGCUGACAACUAUCCUGUCUUCAAGUCGGCUCAUGCCCUCAUAAUAGGUUCUUACUUCAAGAUGGCACAUCGCUGGCAUGGUGAUAUUGAUGAAAAGAUUCUAUCUGACUUCAUGGAUAUUGUUAGAAAAGACAGGUCGUCAGAAAAUAUCCAAGAAGAAAAAUGAUUGGAUGAUAUUAAUAUGUAUUUUUACUUCAAAAAUCCCGGUGAUUAAAGGUGUUUAGCUAGUCAGAAUAUUAUCUGUAAUUAUAUAUAUACAUUCCAAUUGUUUAAUUCAUUGAUUUUUAGAUAAUAUUUUCUAGCUUUUAUUACUAUGUUAAUGGUGUUGUAGCUCAAUUGUUUGUUUUGCUGAUUCAUUGUUACAUGA